This is a messenger RNA of Eptesicus fuscus (big brown bat), 1519 nucleotides long. It is a transcript of the gene TMEM273, whose product is annotated as transmembrane protein 273. The coding region runs from base 53 to 373 and encodes 106 amino acids. The record is from RefSeq and is a predicted model, not a curated record. NCBI's taxonomy places the organism in Eukaryota, Metazoa, Chordata, Mammalia, Chiroptera, Vespertilionidae. The transcript has 6 exons.
AGCUCGGGCCACACAGCCUGCCGGCUGCUCUGCAGGGCCUGGAGCAGCCAGCAUGGGCUGGGCGGCCGGCCUGCUGAGAUCCCUCCUCCUCCUCCUGAAUGUUGGAGGAGCUCAGGUGAUGGCAACGGGCAAGUCCACUGGGGCGGAAGCUGACAUCAAAUACGGCCUCAUCGGGACGGCGCUGGGGGUGGCCAUCUCGGCGGGCUUCCUGGCGCUGAAGAUCUGCAUGAUCAGGAAGCACUUGCUUGAUUAUGACUCCGCAGACCUGAGGAGCGCCAACGUGGGAGUCGAUGAUACCAUCGCGCCAAGGAAGAGAGCCCCAAGGUCAAACCUCAACUCCUCCGAAAGAGAGGCACAAGUGAUUGAACUCUAAAUGCGCAGCCACUUCAGGCGGGGCUUGGCAGUCUAGACAGCCGCCCACGGCAGCGUGGGAAUGUCUUGAAUUUGAAUGUCAACCUGGUGAUAGACUUCAAUAUCCGGGCAAAUAAUAGCACGAACAGACUCCAUCGCGCCCGUGUCCUGGAGGAGAGCAUCACUUCUCUUCGGCAAGAAGCCUUAGAGGGAGGCAUGAGCACUGUGUCCAGGAGUGAGGAAGGAUGGAAGCCAGUCAGCCCUCUCUGCCUGCCGUGGUGCCCACGCUGAGCUGCUCAUGCUUCCAUGGUGGCGUUGACUCCACGUCGAUGGGACCUCCCCACAGAACGUGCUCAGGGAAUAAGAACCAAACUCAAGACACAGCCUCUUAAGCACCAGUAUCUUGGCCACCGGAAAGCAGCUUUUUCCAGAAUUGUUGGCCUCACCUUCGCAGCUGCCAGGAGACGCCCCCAGGAACAUCCAGGCGCCCUGAUGCACGGAGACUGUGGGGCAGUCUCUCUUCCUACAGGCGAAACAAUGAUCUUCCAGAGGAGAGAUGGCAGGCUGGGCUGGAGUGGGAGGACAGGUCGCCGGCCACAGGCUGACCGGCCGCCCUGCAGCCUCAUGGUGGGCCAGCAAAGGAUUGCGUGGGAAAGCUGACGCUGUGCCUGGGAGAAUGCUAUUCCAGUGUAUGCGAUUACUGUUACACUCACAGGAUUACUGCCUGGUUAUUGUUUCCGUGUGCAUACCUUGUCAUGGAGAGGCUCAGGAAACAUCUUCUCACUGUUCCCAUCAACAGAAGGCUGGGGCCCAGCCCUGGCCACACGGCUCUGCCCUGUCCACGCGGCUCUGCCUGUGAGGUUGAGCUGUGUUGGUGGGGCUGCAGCGGGAGCCCGCUGUGCCUUGCACUCGGCAGAGACCGGGUGGUUCUGUGGACUGGCGCUCCUCGGAUUGGGCCACUCUGCUCGUGUGUGAUGACAGAUGAGCUACAUCACAACGAAGUGCUGUGUUAUGACAAUCUGCCUGCAUUCCCAGGGCAUCUUUCAUCUGACUUGAUAACAACGUAGCUCAUUAGCAGCCUUUGUUAACUGGUAACCUAGAGCAGUAAUGCGAUAAUCAUAUGCAAUUUUCUGUGUGUAAGAGAAUAAACCAUCGUGCAAGCCCUCUG